This is a messenger RNA of Mucor velutinosus, 660 nucleotides long. RefSeq lists its product as uncharacterized. Lineage: Eukaryota; Fungi; Mucoromycota; Mucoromycetes; Mucorales; Mucoraceae. Gene Ontology annotation, molecular function: dolichyldiphosphatase activity. The record is from RefSeq and is a predicted model, not a curated record. Gene Ontology annotation, cellular component: endoplasmic reticulum membrane; intracellular membrane-bounded organelle. Bases 1 to 660 code for a protein of 219 amino acids. The transcript has 3 exons. Gene Ontology annotation, biological process: lipid biosynthetic process; protein N-linked glycosylation.
AUGACAACAGGGCAUGAAGGUCAUACUCUUGCUUCCAUCUCCUUGACACAUGUAUAUUUCAAUCCACUAGACAAGAUAUCAUAUGCCUUUGCUUAUAUUACAUUGGCUCCAAUUGCCAUUCUGGUAUUUUAUGCUUCUGUCAUUGUUUCGCGACGAGAAAUUGCUGGUAUUUUGAUACUGCUGGGGCAACUAUUGAAUGAAGCAUUCAACUAUAUACUCAAAGAGCACAUUGAACAAGAUAGACCGUACGCUCAUUUGGGCGAUGGGUAUGGUAUGCCAUCGAGCCACUCACAGUUUAUCUGGUAUUUUGCUGUCUACGGCUCACUUUACAUGCAUCGAUAUAUUCAUCUGGAUCAUGGCAUUUGGAAAAUACUGACUAGCUUGGCCAUGUUUGCUUUAGCAGCAUUAGUGUCCAUCUCACGAAUUUAUCUUGGAUAUCACACUUUGAAUCAAGUCAUUAUUGGAUCUCUGGUAGGCGCCACAUUUGGAUCAGCGUGGUAUGGCUUUGUCAAUUUGCUACAUCUUACAAAUUGUAUCAAUUGGAUUCUGGAUACCUGGGUUGCUCGCAAGUUGUAUCUACGAGAUAUGAGCAAUGUAGAGAAUGUGGCCCGUUGGGACUACGAGCAGUGGGUUCAGUUGCGUAAAAAGAAGCAAAGUUAG